This is a messenger RNA of Raphanus sativus (radish), 513 nucleotides long. RefSeq names its product serine/threonine-protein kinase ZRK1-like. The record is from RefSeq and is a predicted model, not a curated record. Gene Ontology annotation, cellular component: plasma membrane. The transcript has 3 exons. Gene Ontology annotation, molecular function: protein serine/threonine kinase activity; ATP binding. Lineage: Eukaryota; Viridiplantae; Streptophyta; Magnoliopsida; Brassicales; Brassicaceae. Gene Ontology annotation, biological process: protein phosphorylation; cell surface receptor signaling pathway. The coding region runs from base 1 to 513 and encodes 170 amino acids.
AUGGAAUACUGGAGAAGGAAUAAGAAUAAGAAGAAGAAAGAGAAAGAAAAGGAGAAGCUCAGAAAUUGGUCCCUUAGAAAUGGAAGCCUGUUUCUUGAGCAACUCAUCUUGGACUGUAACGUAACCUUCACCUUGUACAAGGGAGUCAUCGGAGGAAGAUCUUACGUGAUCAAGAGAUUUACAGAACCAUGGCGUGAAGAUGAGCCGUACAACGAUAUUCCCUUGUCUGCUCGCAAUUCCUCUUCCGGUGGUGUGUUUGACGACCUAGGCUACAGAUUGAACCAGCGCGGUCGUGUUGGUAGCGAGGAUGCCCUGUUGUUACCGUGGAAUAUACAUUUAAAGAUUGCUAAAGAAGUUGCUACUUCUCUAUCUUAUCUUCACACGGCUUUCCCUAGAAUCAUUAUACACAAAGAUAUCAAUGCAAUAAAUGUUUUCUUGGAUAAGAAUGGAAAGGCUAAGCUCACUGAUUUAUCGCUUUCCAUAACACCUUCGAAGGUAAAUCAAUACCAUUAA